UUUGUAACGUAACAAAGUGAUGGAUUUCAGACCUCUCAAUUUUACUAAUAAUAUGUAACACAAACAGUAGAAAUAUCAGAACAGGUUAGGGUCUUUGUGACCAGUUAUAGCGUCCACAAUGGCUGGGAAUUUCUGGCAGAGUUCACAUUAUCAGCAGUGGAUAUUGGAUAGGCAGGAUCUGACCAGGGAGAGACAGAUUGACCUGAAGGUGCUGACAGAAGAAGAGUAUCAAAAGUUGAUGAUAUUUUAUGCCAAUUUAAUCCAGUCUUUAGGAGAACAGCUGAAAGUAAGACAGCAAGUGAUCGCCACAGCUACCGUGUAUUUUAAAAGAUUUUAUGCCAGAAAUUCCCUGCGCUGUAUAGACCCACUCCUCAUGGCGCCUACCUGUAUAUUUUUGGCUUCCAAAGUUGAGGAAUUUGGAGUAAUUUCAAACAGCAGGCUAAUAUCCACAUUCCAGACAGUUUUGAAGACCAAGUUCCAACAUGCUUUUCAACAAGAGUUCCCAUAUAGAGUGAACCAUGUCCAUGAAUGUGAAUUUUUCCUUCUUGAAAUGAUGGAUUGCUCCUUGGUGCUGUACCACCCUUAUAGACCACUAACUCAGUACAUAGCUGACUUGGGCCAGGAAGAACUACUUCCAUUGUCAUGGAGGAUUAUCAACGACAGUCUGAGAACAGAUGUCUGCCUUCUGUAUCCCCCCUACCUCAUAGCUUUAGCCUGCCUCCACAUGGCGUGUGUUAUUCAGGGAAAAGAUUGUAAGACCUGGUUUGCUGAACUGUCCGUGGAUAUGGAUAAGAUCCUAGAGAUCACACGUCACAUCCUGGCGUUGUAUGAUCUGUGUAAGAGUUUUGACGAGAAGAAAGAGAUCAGCACACUGCUGAACAGAAUGCCCAAACCAAAGACCAGUCCAUCUCGACCCCCGUCUCAGGGUCCCAACGGCGACGGACAGGAAAGCCAGUCACGACAGUGAGGAGUCAUUUGAAGGCAUAAAGUGUGCGCUAGCGCUUUAUAUUGGGGGACAGUCUUGGAGAUGUCUGCUUUCUUUGUCGUCACCAUGGUAUAGCAUGUCUUUCUGUUGGCAAAUUUCAUGUUUAUAAGUCCGUUUUUGAGUUCAUAAUUGCCGAUAUUGUUUACUGUCACAUGUGAAAUUUGCCUGUCUCCAUCUGCAUUACAAGAGUGACUCGGAAAUUAGAAAUUGAGAACUCAGAGACUGAUUUAUAAAUUGUGAUUUCAUUAACGGUUUUGGAGAUGGUAUACCUAGGCGCCAUCCAAGAAGGACGAAAUUACCAGGAAAAUUGAAGUCUAACGUCAGUAUCAGCAGAAAAGUUGACAUUUCGAUAACAUGGGUCAGGCUUUAUGAACACAUUAUUGGGAAAGACGGACCAAUAACUGUCAAUACAAGUACGGUCAGCACAGGAUAAAAUAAAGAUCUGUAUUUACGCAGCAGAGAAAAUGGAAGAAAGUGAGAAGUCGAGAAAGCAAAAGGUCCAGUAUCGGAAAAAAUAUCAUGUGUGCAAUGAGGACUUGUAUGUAGAAAUGAUGCAUUUGCAAAGCUGAAAAGAGAAAAGAAAGAGUGAAAUGAAAUAAUGAUCAUAAAUGAGUUAAUUUACUACUGGGCAUCCAUGAUAAUAAUGACCAAAACUCUUAGUUACCGUGUUGAUGGAUGACCAAGUGGUUAUCUCGGGAUCCCCGGUAAAUCUUGAAAAAAAAUAUGUAAUGAAGCAAAGAAAGUUGAAAUAAAGCAGGUUUGUUUUUA
Lingula anatina is the source of this 1753-nucleotide messenger RNA. Its product is annotated as cyclin-C. Gene Ontology annotation, biological process: regulation of transcription by RNA polymerase II. The record is from RefSeq and is a predicted model, not a curated record. Gene Ontology annotation, molecular function: cyclin-dependent protein serine/threonine kinase regulator activity. Lineage: Eukaryota; Metazoa; Brachiopoda; Lingulata; Lingulida; Lingulidae.